AUGGCCGCUGUCCGCGCGCCAUUGAGUGCAUCCACCUCGCUGGUCUCCGCAUUCUCACCUUUCUCCGAGCGAUUUGGCUCCCCGAAGCCCUCAAGCGCGACAGCCGCCCCAACCAUGAUGUCGGUCGCAAACAGCACACUCAAGGCGCCCGCGCCGGACCCCAAGGACGUCAAGUCUCCCUCGACCCCCAGUGUUGCCCCAUCACCCAUCUCAUCCGACGUGGGGACUGAAUUCGCAGACACAGAGGAGGCGGUCGACGAAAGGGAGCCGGAUGCAGCCCCAAUCAAGGCCGAGAGUGCAGCCCGCGAGAUCGAAGACCUUAGAUCUCACCAGUCCCCGCUGAGUCGUAUGCGAAGUCCGAAUCUGAAGGUAUUCAUCCUGCUCCACCUGGCUCGGCCUGACGUACUAACCUUGCCUGAGGUCAACACCAGUCCCGUAUUAUCAUUCAAUGCCACGGCGAGUGAAGAAGCGGAGCCUCAAUCGGUCAUCCACAUCCCCUCCGGCUUCGGCCAGUUCCCGAAUCCUAAACACGACGAAGAGUCCGAGCCAGAAACCGAGACCCAGUCUCGGGAAUCCAGUAUGGCUGGACAGGUGCAACGACCCGACCUCGAGCGCUCAAGAGCGGACUCGGGUCACUCUGUGCGCUCCGACAGCACCGUCACCAUGGCGCAGAGCAACUUUCCGACUCGGCGGGAUGACUUGCCUCUUCCUCCAACCCCUCUGCAAACCACUCUUCCAAUCACCCAAGACUGGUCUUCUACACCUCGAGCACAGACCCGCUCCGACCUUGGAGCACUGUCUAGACCGCCCUCCUCCCUAGCCUCUAUCCUCGAAGGCGAUGAUGUUGCCACCGACUAUCCCAACGAAUCCUCCAACGACGAGUCUUCCGUCUCGCGCCGGGCUGGGGCCUUCUUUCGCAGCACCGAAGAUGAAAUUGCCGCCCUGCGAACCGCUCUUUCUGAGUGCUGGACACUGUGCAAUACGCUUGCCUCACUCAGCUACAUCCACCGUGAGCGAAUCUUUGCCUUUCCCACACCCAGUACGGGAUCCAACAAUAACAAUUCGAUGCACCAUCACCAACAACAAGCCUGGAAGUCGUGCUGGAAGCUGUGCCAGAACCUCUAUGACUCCGUUUACCCAACUACCUCGCCCUCUCCACACGCAUACACCGCCCCCAGCCGACCCACUCUCGAUCUUUGCCGCGACUUCUGUGCCUGCCUCUUCGAUGCUCGUGCCCGCGACAACGAGACCGCAGACUCGGUGCUCCGUGUUUCCUUUGAACUGAACAAUCAUCUGUUCAAUACACACGACCGAUCUCUUCCCGAAGCUUUCCGUGAGCGCACCCUCGACUUCUACAUUACUCUUUGCCACCGUCUGAUGAAGCAGAAAGCCCGCAUGCAGGAGGAGACCGACUCCUUGCUUCGCGCCUGUUGGUCUCUGGCAGAAAUGCUCUUCUCCUUGCGGCAGAAUGCAAGAGAGGGCCGACGACCCGAUGAGGAGCUAUUAGGCUCUGCGGUCCAGGCUUGUUGGGAGCUAUGUGAUCUGUUUCGUGAGGGCUGGACACAAAUCCGACCGGAGCGCGGCACGCCGCGGCCCAGCCAAACGACCUUCACACAGGCAUAUCAACAGGCCAAGCGCGCGGGCUUCGGCAUGGGUGUUGAUGAGAACGGGAACCCACUCGCUAAUACUGCACUACUGGGUUUGCCAGAGACGCCGACCACUAUUUUUGAAGACACUGGCACCGUCAAUGUCAUCUCGCCAGACGACCCUCCGCCCCAACCCAACAUCCUGGUGCUCGGCGCCGAUGCACCAAGUGAGAUGGCACUGCGCAGCACCAAUAGUACGCCUGCACCGAACGUUGCUGAGCAAAUGGCCAUCCGGCAUGUGCCCGGGCAGCCAAUCGCGCAGAUCGUACAUAUGCCUCCGGGUGUAAAUGCCACUCACGCAGGGGUGACGCCUAUGCCAAUGAGUGCGCACCCAGGUACGCAGCGUCGGUUCUGGGGUAGCGCAUCUUCCAUCUCAGCCAUGAGCGAGGGUCGUGGUCCAACGUCAGCGGCUACCGGCAGCGCAAGCACUGUCACGCGAGGCACGCAUCAGCAGCAGCAACACCAGCAACACCAGCAACAAGCUGCCAACACAGCCGCGAGUGUACACAGCGUCCCUGCUGGUGCAGGGAAUGGCAACGGCAACGGGAGCCACAACGGACCAAAUCAAGGCCAUCGUGUCGUGCGCUCGUCCAUCACCAAGCCCGCACACCAUGGCCACGCCAAUGCUCACCAUCACGGCGAAGAUCCCACCCUCCUUCUCCUCAAAGCACUCUUCUACCGCGCCGCACUCUUCACCGACCGGGGCUUCACCGGCGAUCCCGUCACGUCCGGAGACCCCGCGCUCUCAUCGCUCCCACUCUUUGUGCGCAGCCUGCCCGACACGGCCUUCGGCACACAGGUCUGGCAGGUCAACCUGCUAGACAACUACCGCAAAGCCGUGGCGGAGGACGCGGCCGGAUUCCGGAGCCUGGCGCCGGGAGUCAGAGCCGUGUUGGCCAAAGAGGGUAGUGGCAAGGCCGGAGCGCUGGAGACGGCGCUGGCGGUUAAAGCUAUGACGGAGGGGGUGUAUGGGUUCGGCUGGCUCAAGGAUCUGUAUCGCUUUGUGUGGGGGUUUUAUGUCGAGGAAGCGUUGAAGGCGGCGGAGGGGCCGGUGGAGGGGGAGGCAAUGAGUGAAAGAGGGAGGAGUAGAGGGCGGGAGUAG
Molecule: messenger RNA, 2748 nt
Organism: Cyphellophora europaea CBS 101466
Lineage: Eukaryota; Fungi; Ascomycota; Eurotiomycetes; Chaetothyriales; Cyphellophoraceae
Exons: 3
Coding region: 1-2748 (915 amino acids)
Source: RefSeq, a predicted model, not a curated record